UACACAAAAGACACAGAGAAAGAGAGACGCAAAAAAAACAAACACUCUCUCACACACAGCUCGAUAAGGCAACAACAACAAGAGACUCAAACAAACCUCAUCUCUUCACAGAUCCAACCGAUACCGAAACCGAAAUCUGCAAUGGGGGUAGAAGUUUCAGAUGUUUGUACGGACAAGGAGCCAGAUUGUAUAACAUUUUAUUCAAAUGGUAUUUCCAAUGAUUCAAAUCAUGAAACUGCUCCCAAUCAUCAUGAUGGUUCAGACACAUAUGAGCAUAUUAAUGAGGCUCCUGAAAUCCAAAGUUCAGAAGAGAGCACUGAAGCAAAGGAAUAUGAAGUGAAGGAAUGUACCACUGAAAAUACUGUUGAGGUAUCUGAACUCCAUCAAAAUGAGAAAUAUGAUGAAGAGGAGAAUGCGGUAAACUCACACUUAAAGGCUUGCCUGCCUAAGGAAAAGGAAAAAUCAGAAACCCAAAAUAAAAAGGACAAUAAUAAGUCACGAGUUUCUAUCAAGCAAGCAUCUAGACCUGUUGCUGCAAAUGUUCGAACAAAACACACUGUUCCACAGCCAUUUGCCCUAGCAACUGAAAAGCGUGCCUCCAUUGGAACUCGUCCUACUGGCAUUCAACCUGAUGCAAGCACUGGUGUGAAUAAAUUGUCUAGUGCAAACAAUGUGCGACAUCCAAAUACCGCAAAGCCCAGUCAGCAAAUAUCUCAUAUGGUAUCAAGGAAGCCACUGCAGCCUGAUAACAAGAAACAUCCUGAUGAAGAAGAUUCUUGUUCUGUUGCUUCCUCCACUGCAGCUUCUACGCAGACAAUUAAGUCCAAGGCAACUGCUUCAUCAGCUCCAACAUUUAGAUGCACUGAACGUGCAGAAAAACGGAAGGAGUUUUAUACAAAAUUAGAGGAGAAACACCAAGCAUUGGAGGCUCAGAAAUCUCAAAGUGAAGCAAGAACAAAGGAAGAGAAAGAGGCAGCUAUUAAACAACUGAGGAAGAGUUUAACGUUUAAGGCAAAUCCAAUGCCAAGCUUCUACCAUGAGGGACCUCCACCAAAGGUUGAACUCAAAAAGCUGCCACCAACUCGUGCAAAAUCACCAAAGCUGGGCCGAAGGAAGAGCUUCGGUGAUGCGGUCAAUUCAUCCCAGGGAGACAAGGUUAAAACAGCAGGUGCUCUGGGAAGUCGUCGAAGUCUUGGUAUUUACAAAGAAGAGAUCACCACCAACGGUUCCACCAUUAUUAAGGAUCAGAGCAACAUCCACAAUGGUAAUGCCAUUUACAAAAUCAAAGAUGAAUCCAACAAAGUGGAAGAGAUAAACGAAUCAAUUGUGACCAAGAUAAAUGGUCAGGGAAAUGUGGACAUUGCUGUCCAGUCUUGAGUUUCUGGUGAGUUUAUAAUUUAUAAGAGGAAAUGGACUUCAUUUUCUCUAGUUUUCUUGUGACUGCUCUCAAAAAUGUGUAAUUUAUUUCCUUCAACUUGCCAAGGACUUGUUGCGGUGCUUUAUUUAAUGUAUGAUGUGUAAAUUCUGUAAGUUAUGUCCAUUUAUAUAUAUAAAGAGUUAUUCCUCA
Molecule: messenger RNA, 1567 nt
Organism: Quercus lobata
Lineage: Eukaryota; Viridiplantae; Streptophyta; Magnoliopsida; Fagales; Fagaceae
Product: protein WVD2-like 3
Exons: 7
Coding region: 142-1377 (411 amino acids)
Biological process (GO): microtubule cytoskeleton organization
Molecular function (GO): microtubule binding
Source: RefSeq, a predicted model, not a curated record